Molecule: messenger RNA, 1351 nt
Organism: Helicoverpa zea (corn earworm)
Lineage: Eukaryota; Metazoa; Arthropoda; Insecta; Lepidoptera; Noctuidae
Product: zinc carboxypeptidase-like
Exons: 7
Coding region: 1-1329 (442 amino acids)
Biological process (GO): proteolysis
Molecular function (GO): metallocarboxypeptidase activity; zinc ion binding
Source: RefSeq, a predicted model, not a curated record
AUGAUAGUAAUCCUUAUGUACAACGUGCGUAUUUGUCAGAGCAAGAACUAUAGUAACUUCACACUGUAUUCGACAACGCCUACAGAGGCAGAUCACUUGAAGUUUCUACAAAACUUGGAUAAACAGAAAUACAUAGACAUGGUGUUUUGGAAGAAACCUUACAAAUUGUAUGAAGAUGUGCAGUUUAUAGUUAGUCCUGCUGAUAAAGACAUGUUCCUUGAAAGAGCUAAUCAUUUCAAAUUGAAAACUGAGUCUUCCUUGGCUAUUUUCAGAGCAUUCAAAGAUCAAGAAGUCAGAAAAUACUUGCGACUAAAAACAGAAACUUUCACUUGGGACUACUACCACACUUUAGAAGAUAUCUACCAAUGGCUUACUGACAUAGCCGUGAAAUACCCAAACAUUGUUGAGUUGCAGUCAAUAGGAAAAUCUGCAGAAGGACGUGAGAUUUACGCUAUGUGUAUCAGAAAACGUGGUAACAAAUACAAGGUGAUUGUCGAAAGUGGAAUUCAUGGAAACGAGUGGAUUGCAGUGGAAUUUGUAACGUAUUUACUGGAUCAAUUGGUAGUCCAGAAUGACACGAAACAUUGGAGGAUGCACGAAUUGGGGAAGAAGUAUGAUUGGUAUAUUAUUCCGAUUAUCAAUCCUGAUGGUUAUGUGUACAGUCAGACAGUGGAUCGAUUAUGGAGAAGAAACAGAAGAGUGACAAACACUGGUAUCGGUGUUGAUCUGAACAGGAAUUUUGACUACAAUUUUGGAAAAUACGGCACGAGUCACGAUCCGAAAGACGACUACUUUUGUGGGUCUCAUCCAUUUUCUGAACCAGAGACAAGAGUUUUGGCAGACUUCAUCACGGAUAAGAAACAUAAUCUUCGAUUUUAUUUUUCUUUUCACGCCUAUGGUCAAAAAGUUAUUAUACCUUUUGCGGACAGAAUAAAACAUAUAGAGAAUUAUGGUGAGAUGGAGAAUUUUGGUAAACAGGCCAUAUUGAAAAUUUACAAAAUGUUCGGCACCAAAUAUAGUGUAGGAACUACUUAUGAUACUUUAGGCCUUCGCAUUUCUGGCAACAGUGCUAGUUGGGUGAAGAAAACUCACGGUGUCAGAUAUGUCUUCACCUUCCUUCUUCGUGACAACGGUACCUACGGUUACGCGCUCCCACCAGCCCAGAUCCUUCCCACAUGUGAGGAAUCCAUCGCUGGUCUCACAGAGCUCAUGAUUGCAAAGCCGAGGCGGGUUCGGCUGAACCUCUUCAAUAGAGCGCAAACGUUGAGAGGGACUGUUCUGAGUUUAUUUUGUACUGUUAAUUUUAUAUUAUUAUUACUUUUAAAAUAAAGAUUUUGUAUUAUGUUGUUUA